Molecule: messenger RNA, 330 nt
Organism: Striga asiatica
Lineage: Eukaryota; Viridiplantae; Streptophyta; Magnoliopsida; Lamiales; Orobanchaceae
Source: the annotation of a GenBank genome assembly
AUGAAAAAACCGAAACCCAUACCACCACUUGCUGCAACAAUCUCAUUGAACUUGAUGCUUCGAAAAUGGUUUGGCAAAUCCCGAAACUCUGAUUCCCAAGAGUUAUCGUCUUUCUGUACAAUUUCCGGUGCACUUGACCCAUAUUUUCUCAUUAGAUCUCCUUUAUUCCAUCUCGACCGCCAUCAAUUGAGUCUCAGUAGUGCCCUCCCACCAGAGUUUCGCGGCUUCUCAUCCCCGAUUCAGGGUGGCCGUGGUCGAUCCGGCAUCUUGGCGGCCUUACCUCGGCGUGGCGUUUCCCUGAGCGUUGGUGCCCAUGGCGGAGGGUGUUGA